AUGACCGAGGGCGCGCCGACAGCCGACGAGGUCCGGGUGGCCCUGGGCGCGCCUGCCCCUGGCCCUGGGGCGGCAGGGGUGUCCCCGGCCAGCCCCGGGGCGCCGGGGCGCGAGGCGGGGAGGGGGGCCGAGCCCGGCGAAUCGCCCCCCGAGAGUCCGGCGGCCGAGCGCAGCGCGGAGCUGGGCGCCGACGGGGAGCAGCCUGUCCCGUACCCGGCGCUGGCGGCCACGGUCUUCUUCUGCCUCGGGCAGACCACGCGGCCGCGCAGCUGGUGCCUCCGGCUGGUGUGUAACCCAUAUCCUUGCGGGCCUGGGAGACGCCUGAGCCCGCCUUGCAGCCUCCCUGAGGGAGACACGUGGUUCGAGCAGGUGAGCAUGCUGGUCAUCACGCUGAACUGCGUGACCCUGGGCAUGUUCCGGCCCUGCGAGGACGUCGAGUGCCGCUCCGAGCGCUGCACCAUCCUGAAGGCCUUCGACGACUUCAUCUUCGCCUUCUUCGCUGCGGAGAUGGCCGUCAAGAUGGUGGCUCUGGGGCUGCUCGGGCAGAAGUGCUACCUGGGUGACACGUGGAACCGGCUGGACUUCUUCAUCGUCGUGGCGGGCAUGAUGGAGUACUCUCUGGACGGACACAAUGUGAGCCUCUCCGCCAUCCGGACCGUGCGUGUCCUGCGGCCCCUCCGGGCCAUCAACCGCGUGCCCAGCAUGCGCAUCCUGGUCACCUUGCUGCUGGACACGCUGCCCAUGCUCGGGAACGUCCUGCUGCUCUGCUUCUUCGUCUUCUUCAUCUUCGGCAUCGUGGGCGUGCAGCUCUGGGCCGGGCUGCUGCGGAACCGCUGCUUCCUGGACAGCACCUUCGUCAGGAACAACAACCUGACCUUCCUGCGGCCGUACUACCAGACGGACGAGGGCGAGGAGAACCCGUUCAUCUGCUCCGCGCGCCGCGACAACGGCAUGCAGAAGUGCUCGCACAUCCCCAGCCGCCGCGAGCUGCGUGUGCCGUGCACGCUGGGCUGGGAGGCCUACGCGCAGCCCCAGGCCGAGGGCGCGGGCGCCGCCCGCAACGCCUGCAUCAACUGGAACCAGUACUACAACGUGUGCCGCUCCGGCGACUCCAACCCGCACAACGGCGCCAUCAACUUCGACAACAUCGGCUACGCCUGGAUCGCCAUCUUCCAGGUGAUCACGCUGGAGGGCUGGGUGGACAUCAUGUACUACGUCAUGGACGCCCACUCCUUCUACAACUUCAUCUACUUCAUCCUGCUCAUCAUUGUGGGCUCCUUCUUCAUGAUCAACCUGUGCCUGGUGGUGAUCGCCACGCAGUUCUCGGAGACGAAGCAGCGGGAGAGCCGGCUGAUGCGGGAGCAGCGGGCGCGGCACCUGUCCAACGACAGCACCCUGGCCAGCUUCUCGGAGCCGGGCAGCUGCUACGAGGAGCUGCUCAAGUACGUGGGCCACAUCUGCCGCAAGGUCAAACGGCGCAGCCUGCGCCUCUACGCCCGCUGGCAGAGCCGCUGGCGCAAGAAGGUGGACCCCAGCAGCGCCCCGCACGGCCAGGGCCCCGGGCGCCGGCAGCGCGGGGUGGGCGGCCACGCGGCCUCCGUCCACCACCUGGUUUACCACCACCACCAUCACCACCACCACCACUACCACUUCAGCCACAGCAGCCCGCGCAGGCCCGGCCCGGAGCCGGGCGCUGGAGACACCAGGCUGGUGCGGGCGGGCGGGCCCCCCUCGCCGCCCUCCCCGGGCCGAGGGCCGCCCGACGCGGAGUCCGUGCACAGCAUCUACCACGCCGACUGCCACGUGGAGGGGCCGCAGGGGAGGGCCCGGGUGGCACAUGCCGAGGCCACUGCCGCCGCGAGCCUCAAGCUGGCCACGGGGCUGGGCGCCAUGAACUACCCCACCAUCCUGCCCUCGGCGGCAGGUGGCGGCAAAGGCGGCGCCAGCCCCUCGCCCCAGGGGAUGCAGCCCGGCGGGUCGCUGGGCGCCAGAGGGCACAGCCCCCUGAGCUUGGGCAGCCCCGAUGCCUAUGAGAAGAUCCAGCACGUGGUCGGGGAACACGGCCUGGGCCGUGCCCCCAGCCACCUGUCUGGCCUGAGCGUGCCCUGCCCGCUGCCCAGCCCCCAGGCGGGCACGCUGACCUGCGAGCUGAAGAGCUGCCCGUACUGCGCCAGCGCCGUGGAGGACCCCGAGCUGGAGCUCAGCGGCUCAGAGAGCGGAGACUCGGACGGCCACGGGGUCUAUGAGUUCACGCAGGACGUGCGACGUGGCGACCGUCGGGACCCCGUGCAGCCGCCCCCAGCGGCGGGCACGCCGGGCCAGGGCAGCACGCGGCGGCGGGUGGCCUCGGACAAGCCGGGCAGGCUGUGCCGCCUCUGGGCCUCCGUGGGCGGGAAGCUGCGGCGCAUCGUGGACAGCAAGUACUUCAGCCGCGGCAUCAUGGCAGCCAUCCUGGUGAACACGCUGAGCAUGGGCGUCGAGCACCACGAGCAGCCCGACGAGCUGACCAACGCCCUGGAGAUCAGCAACGUGGUCUUCACCAGCAUGUUCGCCCUGGAGAUGCUGCUGAAGCUGGUGGCCUGUGGCCCCCUGGGCUACGCCCGCAGCCCCUACAACAUCUUCGAUGGCGUCAUUGUGGUUAUCAGCGUCUGGGAGAUCGUGGGGCAGGCGGACGGCGGGCUGUCGGUGCUGCGCACCUUCCGGCUGCUGCGCGUGCUCAAGCUGGUGCGCUUCCUGCCCGCCCUGCGGCGCCAGCUCGUGGUGCUCGUGAAGACCAUGGACAACGUGGCCACCUUCUGCAUGCUGCUCAUGCUCUUCAUCUUCAUCUUCAGCAUCCUGGGCAUGCACCUUUUUGGCUGCAAGUUCAGCCUGAAGACAGACACGGGAGACACCGUCCCAGACAGAAAGAACUUUGACUCCCUGCUGUGGGCCAUCGUCACCGUGUUCCAGAUCCUGACGCAGGAGGACUGGAACGUGGUGCUGUACAACGGCAUGGCCUCCACCUCCUCCUGGGCCGCCCUCUACUUUGUGGCCCUGAUGACCUUUGGCAACUACGUGCUCUUCAACCUGCUCGUGGCCAUCCUGGUGGAGGGCUUCCAGGCGGAGGGUGACGCCAACAGAUCUGACACAGACGAGGACAAGACCUCCACCCACUUCGAGGAGGACCUGGACAAGCUCAGAGACCUCCGAGCCAUGGAGAUGAAGACGUACGCACUGGCGGUGACCCCCAACGGGCCGCUGGAGGGCCGAGGCAGCCUGCCCCCUCCCCUCAUUGUGCGCACGGCAGCCACGCCCAUGCCCACCCCGAAGAGCUCCCCACACCUGGACGUGACCCACGGCCUCCAGGACUCAUGGCGCGGCAGCGGCAGCUCCGUGGACCCCCAGCUGGGGGACCAGAAAUCUCCGGCCGGCCCCCUCGGCUCCCCCUGGGGCCCCAGCAGCGCCUGGAGCAGCCGGCGCUCCAGCUGGAACAGCCUGGGCCGUGCGCCCAGCCUGAAGCGCCGCGGCCAGCGCGGGGAGCGCGAGUCGCUGCUGUCCGGCGAGGGCAAGGGGAGCACCGACGACGAGGCCGAGGACAGCAGGCCCGGCGAGGGCGCCCGCGCCACCCCCCUGCGCCGCGCCGAGUCCCUGGGCCACCGCAGCACGCUCGACCUGCGGCCCCCGCGGCCGGCCGCCCUCCUGCCCAGCAAGUGCCAUGACUGCAACGGGCAGAUGCUGGCCCUGCCCAGCGAGCUCUUCCUGCGCUUCGACAGCCACAGGGAGGAUGCGGCCGAGCUGGACGACGACGCGGAGGAUAGCUGCUGCUUCCGCCUGCACAAGGUGCUGGAGCCACACAAGCCCCAGUGGUGCCGCAGCCGCGAGUCCUGGGCCUUGUACCUCUUCUCCCCGCAGAACCGGCUCCGCCUCUGCUGCCAGCGGACUGUGGCGCACAAGAUGUUCGACCACGUGGUGCUCGUCUUCAUCUUCCUCAACUGCAUCACCAUCGCCCUGGAGAGGCCCGACAUCGACCCUGGCAGCACCGAACGGGCCUUCCUCAGCGUGUCCAACUACGUCUUCACAGCCAUCUUCGUGGCCGAGAUGAUGGUGAAGGUGGUGGCGCAGGGCCUGGCGGCGGGCGAGCGGGCCUACCUGCAGAGCAGCUGGAACGUGCUGGACGGGCUCCUGGUGCUCGUGUCCCUGGUGGACAUCGUCGUGGCCGUGGCCUCGGCGGGCGGCGCCAAGAUCCUGGGCGUGCUGCGCGUGCUGCGCCUGCUGCGGACCCUGCGGCCUCUGAGGGUCAUCAGCCGGGCGCCCGGCCUCAAGCUGGUGGUGGAGACUCUGAUCUCGUCGCUGCGGCCCAUCGGCAACAUCGUGCUCAUCUGCUGCGCCUUCUUCAUCGUCUUCGGCAUCCUGGGCGUGCAGCUCUUCAAGGGCAAGUUCUACUACUGUGAGGGCAGCGACACGCGCAACGUCACCACCAAGGCCGAGUGCCGGGCCGCCCACUACCGCUGGGUGCGGCGCAAGUACAACUUCGACAACCUGGGCCAGGCGCUGAUGUCGCUGUUCGUGCUGUCGUCCAAGGACGGCUGGGUGAACAUCAUGUACGACGGGCUGGACGCCGUGGGCGUGGACCAGCAGCCCGUGCAGAACCACAACCCCUGGAUGCUGCUCUACUUCGUGUCCUUCCUGCUCAUCGUCAGCUUCUUUGUGCUCAACAUGUUCGUGGGCGUCGUGGUCGAGAACUUCCACAAGUGCCGGCAGCACCAGGAGGCCGAGGAGGCGCGGCGGCGCGAGGAGAAGCGGCUGCGGCGCCUGGAGCGGAGGCGCAGGAGCACUUACCCCAGCCCAGAGGCCCAGCGCCGGCCGUACUACGCCGACUACGCGCCCACCCGCCGCUCCAUCCACACGCUGUGCACCAGCCACUACCUGGACCUCUUCAUCACCUUCAUCAUCUGCGUCAACGUCAUCACCAUGUCCAUGGAGCACUAUAACCAGCCCAAGUCGCUGGACGAGGCGCUCAAGUACUGCAACUACGUCUUCACCAUCGUCUUCGUCUUCGAGGCAGUUCUGAAGCUCGUGGCGUUUGGGUUCCGCCGGUUCUUCAAGGACAGGUGGAACCAGCUGGACCUGGCCAUCGUCCUGCUGUCCCUGGUGGGCAUCGUGCUGGAGGAGAUCGAGACCAGCGCCGCACUGCCCGUCAACCCCACCAUCAUCCGCAUCAUGCGCGUGCUGCGCAUCGCCCGCGUGCUGAAGCUGCUCAAGAUGGCCACGGGCAUGCGGGCGCUGCUGGACACCGUGGUGCAAGCCCUGCCCCAGGUAGGGAACCUUGGCCUUCUUUUCAUGCUCCUGUUUUUUAUCUAUGCUGCCCUGGGAGUGGAGCUGUUCGGGAGGCUUGAGUGCAGCGAGGACAACCCGUGCGAGGGCCUGAGCCGGCACGCCACCUUCUCCAACUUCGGCAUGGCCUUCCUCACGCUGUUCCGCGUGUCCACCGGGGACAACUGGAACGGGAUCAUGAAGGACACGCUGCGCGAGUGCACCCGCGAGGACAGGCACUGCCUCAGCUACCUGCCGGCCCUGUCACCCGUCUACUUCGUCACCUUCGUGCUGGUGGCCCAGUUUGUGCUGGUCAACGUGGUGGUGGCCGUGCUCAUGAAGCACCUGGAGGAGAGCAACAAGGAGGCGCGCGAGGACGCGGAGACGGACGCCGAGCUGGAGCUGGAGCUGGCGCAGGAGCCCCCGGCCAGGCCCGCCGCGGGCACGCCGCCCUCGCCCCGCGGGAGCCCGGACGCCCCGGGCCUGCUGGCCGUGCGCAAGGUGUCUGUGUGCAGGAUGCUCUCGCUGCCCAACGACAGCUACAUGUUCCGGCCCGUGGCGCCCGCCGCGGCCCGCCCCCCGCGCCCGCUGCAGGAGGUGGAGAUGGAGACCCGUGUGGGCGGCACCCCCGCGGGCUCGGCUGUCGCUGCUCACUCGCCGCCCCCGGAGCCUUGCGCCUGCCUCCGGGUCCCGGUGGCCGAGUCCUCCCCGGCCAGGGCCAGCGUCACUCUCCGUGCACCGUCCCCUCGGGGCACGCCCCGCUCCCCAAGCCUCGGCCGGCUGCUCUGCAGACAGGAGGCUGUGCACACCGAGCCCCUGGAGGGGCACAGUGACAGCCUCGGGGACAGCGGCACCCUGGACUCCGAGGAGCCCGAGAAGACCCCAGUGAGGCAGGUGUCGCUGGGGAGCUCCUCGCGGCCCGCCAGCGUCCGCACCCGGAAGCACACCUUCGGACAGCACUGGGUCUCCAGCCGGCCGCCGGCGCCAGGCAGAGAUGAGGCAGAGGCCGCCGACCCGGCGGACGAGGAGGUCAGCCACAUCACCGGCGCUGCCCACGCCUGGCCGCCCCCGGCCGAGCCCCGUGGCCCCGGGGUGCCCGGUGGCGAGCGGGCCCCGUGCAGGCGCUGCAGUGUGGACGCCCAGGGCCCUCCGGACAGGCCGGGCCGCGCAGAUGAGCAGAGGUGGCCCGUGGCGGAGCCAGACGGCGGGGAGCUCAGCCCGGAGCCCGGGGAGGGGAAGGCCCGGGGCCUGGAGGCCGAGCCGGCCCUGGGCACUCGCAGGAAGAAGAAGAUGAGCCCCCCCUGCAUCUCUGUGGACCCCCCUGCGGAGGACGAGGGCUCGGCCCGGCCCCCCGCGGCAGAGGGCAGCACCACCCUGCGGCGCAGGACCCCCUCCUGCGAGGCUGCCCCCCACAGGGACACCCUGGAGCCCGUGGAGGGCCCGGGUGCCGGAGGGGACCCUGCAGCCAGGGGGGAGCGGUGGGGCCCAGCCCCCUGCUGGGCAGAGCAUCUGACCGUCCCCAACUUUGCCUUCAAGCCACUGGACCUGGGGGGCCCUGGGGGAGACCCUUUCUUGGACAGUGGCCACAGCGUGACCCCAGAACCCAGAGCUUCCUCCCCAGGGGCCACGGCACCUCGGGGACCCCAGGAAACAGAGCCUCCCGUGCCCUCUGGUGACCCCCCAGAGAAGAGGCGGGGGCUGUACCUCACUGUCCCCCAGGCCCCCCUCAAGAAGCCGGGGUCCCCCCCAGCCACUCGCCCGGGGAAGGGUGUGGAUGAGCCCGUGUAGCUGGGCCUUGGCGCCACUCGGGGUUGGCUCUGGGCGCCGGGGUGCCCGGUUGGGCGAGAGGCGCCGGGAGGCUGCCGGCAGGGCAGAGGC
Molecule: messenger RNA, 7170 nt
Organism: Lemur catta (Ring-tailed lemur)
Lineage: Eukaryota; Metazoa; Chordata; Mammalia; Primates; Lemuridae
Gene: CACNA1H
Product: calcium voltage-gated channel subunit alpha1 H
Biological process (GO): neuronal action potential; sodium ion transmembrane transport; calcium ion transmembrane transport
Cellular component (GO): plasma membrane; voltage-gated sodium channel complex; neuron projection
Molecular function (GO): low voltage-gated calcium channel activity; voltage-gated sodium channel activity
Source: RefSeq, a predicted model, not a curated record